Molecule: messenger RNA, 3003 nt
Organism: Scleropages formosus (Asian bonytongue)
Lineage: Eukaryota; Metazoa; Chordata; Actinopteri; Osteoglossiformes; Osteoglossidae
Gene: nadkb
Product: NAD kinase b
Exons: 12
Coding region: 70-1614 (514 amino acids)
Biological process (GO): NADP+ biosynthetic process; NAD+ metabolic process
Molecular function (GO): NAD+ kinase activity
Source: RefSeq, a predicted model, not a curated record
UUGUUACUUUUUAACGAACAGUUGUGUUCACAUACACGUAGUAAAGCUUCAGUGUCGUGAAAUGUUCAUAUGUGGACGACACAUCGAAAAAAGCAAAGUUCAAGAAGUGAAUAUUUGAUACUGCCUUGCUGGAUGGAAGGUGUGGAGGACCUUGAGACGCAACCCUCGCCUAAACAUGGAGAGAAGAACAGUAGUUUGGCUGAGGUUGUGAGAUCUCCCAGACGGAAGGAGAGGCAGGGAAAGUCGCCUAGGAGACGUCGUGAGGUGAAGAGGUCGCAAAGGCGGCUAGAUGAUCAAGAACCGCUUCCCUGCGGGAGGGAGCGACGGCGGUUACUGGGGCAACCAGAGCACAGGGAACCUUCAGCUUCUAUGGCUGAGACAUCUGAUACCUCUCCAAAGACAUGGGAUAGGUGCAGACGGUCCCACUUUCUCCAUGGACCAUACCCAGCUACUCACUUUGGACCCAAAGCUUGUAUUCUUCCCAAUCCCACCUCUGUCAUGCACAUCCAGGAUCCGGCUAGCCAGCGUCUCACCUGGAACAAGUCUCCAGUCAAUGUUCUGGUCGUAAGGAAGGUUCGUGACCAGAGCUUGCUGGAACCCUUUAAAGAGCUCUGCAAGUUCCUGAUAGAGGAGAAAAAGUUGGUGGUCUACGUCGAGAAGAAAGUGGUGGAUGAUGCCACCUUGUCACAGGAUGAGACUUUUUCAGCCAUCGGUAACAAGCUGUGUACAUUCAGAGAAGGAUACGAUGACAUAUCCAACUGCAUAGACCUGAUCAUUUGUCUGGGAGGCGAUGGGACUUUGCUAUAUGCGUCCUCUUUGUUCCAGGGCAGUGUGCCCCCUGUCAUGGCGUUCCACCUGGGCUCUCUGGGCUUCCUCAUGCCGUUCAAGUUUGAAACGUACAAAACUGAGGUGGCCAAAGUGUUUGAAGGUAAUGCUGCCAUCACUCUGCGCAGCCGCCUGAAAGUAAAGGUGGUAAAGGAUGCACUUCAGAGGACAGGGCGGUCUUAUGGUGAUGAGGAGAAUGGCACAGUGGCCCAAGCAGAGACUGAUGGCGAUGCAGGCAAGGUCACGUUGCAGCUGCAGGUCCUGAAUGAGGUGGUGGUAGACAGAGGUCCCUCGUCGUACCUGUCCAACGUAGACCUGUACCUGGACGGCAGGCUGAUCACCUCGGUGCAGGGGGAUGAGAGCCGAUCCUGCCACUCUUGUCUGGCAGGUGUGAUAGUGUCCACACCCACGGGCAGCACGGCCUAUGCUGCAGCAGCCGGGGCGUCCAUGAUCCACCCCAACGUACCUGCCAUCAUGAUCACACCCAUCUGCCCUCACUCGCUCUCCUUCCGCCCCAUUGUGGUGCCUGCUGGUGUGGAACUCAUGAUAACAUUGUCCCCCGAUGCCCGGAAUACAGCCUGGGUGUCCUUCGAUGGGAGGAAACGACAGGAGAUUCAGCAUGGAGAUAGCAUUAAAAUCACCACAUCGUGUUACCCAGUCCCCUCCAUCUGUUGCCAUGACCUGGUGUACGACUGGUUUGAGAGCCUGGCAGAGUGUCUGCACUGGAACGUGCGCAAGAAGCAGACACAGCUGACAGACAUCACUGACGAUUCUGACACCGAGACCUGAAUCACGCUCAAACCCUCAUCCACAUCCCUGUUUACCACCAGUGUGGACACCUGUGUAGAUCAGUUGGAAGGGGCACAUGUGCCUAAUUCAUACGUGGAGGCUUAUUGUCGCACGGUGGUUUCAGUUCCCGGAUGGUGGAGAGACCCAGAAUUACUCUGGGCCACUAUUUUUCCCUGACUGGAAUUCCACACCCUUUGGCUAUAUUUUUUUGAUAAUUCUCCUGCUGCAUGUGUAUCCAUGUUCAGCCUCCUCGUAUAGCGAGAAAGAUAUAGCAAGAAGCCCAUGCUAAGCCAAACCAUAGUAAAGCAGGAAAGCAAUAGUCUCUGGUGUUGAAUAAACCUGUGUGCACCUAUGUCAUUUUCCAGUUUGUCAUCUGCAGUUACAACGUUGACAAAUAUUGUACGUCCGAUGAACACAAACAGUAUACUACAGUAUACUUUUAUCUUCCAUGAAGUACCUACUUUUUGCCAAAUUAAGUUAACCACAGUCUACUGCAAUUUUCAUUACAACAUAACUGUAAAAGUGGUCACGGAUCCUGUCAUUGUGAAAUACGUUGUUAAAGAUGUAUUAACUACUCCUUACGUGUCUUUAAAACAGCCCCCCUCGUUAUGUAAAAUUUGAUAGUAAAUGAAAAGCAAACCUUAUGUUGGUUAUAUAUCUUAGAGAACCAUUUCCAUUAAUUUAAUUAAGCAGAUUUGUACUACAUAAGUUGGGCUUGAAAAAAUUAACAUUCGCAAAUAAACCUAAAGAGCAUACAGGAAAAUUUAUAGGUAAAUAUAGCAAGCUACUUUAAAUUUAUACAUGCAUCCAGCAGCUGGGAUCAACCAGAACAAGUAAAAAAAAUUCUUGCUUUACAUUUAUUGAAAUGAAAAGGUACAGAUAUACUUCAAAGAUAGACAAUUAUUUAAAUUAUAUUCCAGUAAUGUCAAAAGACCAUCCUCAAUUUUAUAUCAAUCCAAAUAUGGACAACUAAAUAGUUGAAGAAGACUGGACUGGAAGAUGUUAUAGGGAUAAUCCUUUUCAGACAGGUGAAUAAGCAGCUAUAACAAUAUACUGUGCAACACUCAAAUACAAUUUGAGAUUAAAACUAAUUUUGCCAAUAUCUACAAUACAGCUACUGGCACACCGGCAACUCUUCCUUUCAGAAAGACUAACAGUAACCAGGAGACACAGAAAUGCAUUGAUCUGCUUGAAAAUGAACAGACAGACAAGCGAUACUAUAUUCCAGACAGAAAACGGCACUACUUUGUGUUGUCGUAACGAAAAGAGGGCACGGCCAUUGGUCCAUACUCAGUGGCUUUUUUGGAAUCGAGAUGCAAUGUUACAAGCCAGAGGCCUUCUAGUUUAUAGCUGUCACUGUAUUCUUGUGAAAAAUAAACUUGUAAGAAA